GGGGGAGGUGGCGGCGGCCAUUUUGAGUUGCCGCCGCCAUUGGAGUGAGCCCCCCCCUUUCCCCCUCGCCGCCUGACAGUAAAGGUUUAAGGGGGACAGGGCCCUGGGAGGCCGGGCCGGGCUCGGGGGCCACCCCGGGGGCCCGGGCCAUGGAUGUGCGCCGUCUGAAGGUGAACGAACUUCGGGAGGAGCUGCAGCGCCGCGGCCUGGACACUCGGGGCCUCAAGGCCGAGCUUGCUGAGCGGCUGCAGGCGGCGCUGGAGGCCGAGGAGCCCGAAGACGACCGGGAGCUCGAGGCUGAGGAGGAACCGGGGAUACCUGGGCACAAUAACGAGGAGGUCGAGACCGAGGGGGGCUCCCAGCUGGAAGGGACCUCGCAGCCGCAGCCACCGCCGCCGGGGCUGCAGCCGCAUCCGGAACCUGGCGGCUACUCGGGGCCGGACGGACAUUAUGUCAUGGACAAUAUUACCAGGCAGAACCAAUUCUAUGAGACUCAGGUCAUCAAACAAGAAAACGAGUCAGGCUAUGAGAGAAGACCACUGGAAAUGGAGCAGCAGCAGGCCUACCGCCCAGUGGAAGGGAAGACAGAGAUGAAGCAAGAACCACCCACCAGCUUCCUCCCCCCUGAAGCAUCUCAAUUCAAGCCAGACAGACAACAAUUCCAGAGUCGCAAGAGGCCUUAUGAAGAAAACCGGGGAAGGGGGUACUUUGAGCACCGAGAAGAUAGGAGGGGUCGGUCUCCUCAGCCUCCUGCUGAAGAGGAUGAAGAUGAUUUUGAUGACACCCUUGUUGCCAUCGACACAUGUGAGUCUCUGUGUGCCUGUCUGAUUCUGCCUUCCAGUUACUAUUUGGAAACUGCCUUGGCCUUCACAGAAUCUCUGCCCAGCACCAUCCAGAGCCAGUAUAACUGUGAUCUCCACUUCAAGGUGGCCCGAGACCGGAGUAGUGGCUACCCACUUACAAUUGAGGGCUUUGCAUACCUGUGGUCAGGAGCCCGUGCCAGCUAUGGGGUCAGAAGGGGCCGUGUGUGCUUUGAGAUGAAGAUCAAUGAGGAAAUCUCCGUGAAGCACCUUCCAUCCACAGAGCCCGACCCGCAUGUUGUCCGUAUCGGCUGGUCCCUUGACUCCUGCAGCACACAGCUAGGCGAAGAGCCUUUCUCCUAUGGCUAUGGAGGCACUGGGAAGAAGUCCACCAAUAGCCGAUUUGAAAACUACGGAGACAAGUUUGCAGAGAAUGAUGUGAUUGGCUGCUUUGUGGACUUUGAAUGUGGAAAUGACGUGGAACUUUCCUUCACCAAGAAUGGGAAGUGGAUGGGCAUUGCUUUCCGAAUUCAGAAGGAAGCCUUGGGGGGCCAGGCCCUCUACCCUCAUGUGCUGGUGAAGAAUUGUGCAGUGGAGUUCAACUUCGGGCAGAGGGCAGAGCCCUACUGUUCUGUCCUUCCUGGCUUUACAUUCAUCCAGCACCUUCCCCUGAGUGAGCGGAUCCGGGGCACUGUCGGACCAAAGACCAAGGGAGAGUGUGAGAUUCUGAUGAUGGUGGGCCUUCCCGCUGCCGGCAAGACCACAUGGGCCAUCAAACAUGCAGCCUCCAACCCCUCCAAGAAGUACAACAUACUGGGUACCAAUGCCAUCAUGGAUAAGAUGCGGGUGAUGGGCCUACGUCGGCAGCGGAACUAUGCCGGCCGCUGGGAUGUCCUGAUCCAGCAGGCCACCCAGUGCCUCAACCGCCUCAUCCAGAUUGCUGCCCGCAAGAAACGCAACUAUAUCCUAGACCAGACAAAUGUUUAUGGGUCAGCUCAGAGACGAAAAAUGAGACCAUUUGAAGGCUUCCAGCGCAAAGCUAUUGUCAUUUGUCCCACUGAUGAGGACUUAAAAGACCGAACAAUAAAGCGAACCGACGAAGAAGGGAAGGAUGUCCCAGAUCACGCUGUCUUAGAAAUGAAAGCCAACUUCACGUUGCCAGAUGUUGGGGACUUCCUGGAUGAGGUACUAUUCAUUGAGCUGCAGCGAGAAGAAGCAGACAAGCUGGUGAGGCAGUACAACGAGGAAGGCCGGAAGGCUGGGCCACCCCCUGAAAAGCGCUUUGACAACCGAGGCGGUGGUGGCUUCCGGGGCCGUGGGGGUGGUGGCACUUUCCAGCGCUAUGACAACCGAGGUCCACCCGGGGGCAACCGAGGCGGCUUUCAGAACCGAGGAGGCGGCAGUGGUGGAGGAGGCAACUACCGAGGAGGUUUCAACCGCAUUGGAGGUGGUAGCUACAACCAGAACCGCUGGGGUAACAAUAGCCGGGAUAACAACAAUUCCAACAACCGAGGCAGCUACAGUCGAGCUCCCCAACAGCAACCACCCCCUCAGCAGCCACCGCCACCACAGCCACCGCCACAGCAGCCACCGCCACCACCCAGUUACAGCCCAGCUCGAAACCCACCAGGGAUCGGCAGCUACAGCAAGAACAGCAACAUCCCUGGCUCGAGUGUCAGUACCAGCACCCCCACUGUCAGCAGCUAUAGCCCUCCACAGCCGAGUUACAGCCAGCCACCCUACAACCAAGGAGGUUACAGCCAGGGCUAUACAGCCCCACCACCUCCACCUCCACCACCACCUGCCUACAACUAUGGGAGCUACGGCGGCUACACCCCGGCCCCCUACACCCCACCACCACCCCCUACUGCACAGACCUACCCUCAGCCCAGCUAUAACCAGUAUCAGCAGUAUGCUCAACAGUGGAACCAGUACUAUCAGAACCAGGGCCAGUGGCCGCCAUACUACGGAAACUACGACUACGGGAGCUACACCGGGAACACACAGGGGGGCACAAGCACUCAGUAGCCAGUGUACCCCUGAGGCCCCUACCGCUUCCUCUACCAGCGCCCGCCACGGCCCCUCAUCUGCCCCCACCAGGUCCUGUGGUGCUGGGGGACAGGUCAUCCCAGGGCUGCCUCCCUCCAGCCCACUGCCUCCCCUCUGAGGGGCUUCUUCAACCACAGGGCUGGGCAUUUUUCUCUGGUUUCAAACAGACAACAAUGACCUUUUAUUUUCUCUUUCUCUCCCCACAUCCCUCUUCCUCCUCUUCUUCCCGUCCUCCUUCUUGACUAAAUACACCCCCUUCCUUGGUCAUGCAGUGAUGCUAUAAUGACUGAGGGGAGGGCCCCUUUCUGUCCUUUCUUCCCAGCCCUGCUCCAGACCCUCAGCUUCCCAGACCCUCAUGCAGUUGGUUGUAAAUUCUUCCAGAAGCUGUUUUACUGUCUACUUUUCAGGAUUUAAAAGAAAAAAUCAAAAAAUUUAAAAAAAAAGUUUAAAAAUCAAAAAAAAAAAAAAAAACCAAAAUAGGAGGGAGGAAGCAGUGACAGAUAUUUUUUUGGUAAUUAUGCUUUUUUUAAUUUUUAGAAUUUGUCUGUUUUUACUGUGGGUUGGCUGUUGAUACUUCAUCAGGAUAACCAUUUCUUUGCUGAGUUCAGGCAACCAAUGAAGAACCACACCCUCAAAACAAAACCACAAAAUCAACUUUAACCUAACUUUUUAUACAAUGUCUCAGUUUCCCUUAACUUUGCACACAAGCUUCUGUGUUGAGUUGAAUUGUAACUGCUUUUUGUAUUUGGAGAGAGUGUGACUAUUGAACUUGAAACCUUUUA
Messenger RNA from Myotis myotis, 3631 nucleotides. It is a transcript of the gene HNRNPUL1, whose product is annotated as heterogeneous nuclear ribonucleoprotein U like 1. Gene Ontology annotation, molecular function: protein binding. Lineage: Eukaryota; Metazoa; Chordata; Mammalia; Chiroptera; Vespertilionidae. Bases 150 to 2828 code for a protein of 892 amino acids. The record is from RefSeq and is a predicted model, not a curated record. The transcript is spliced from 15 exons.